AUGGCAUCAAAAAGAAGUGUAUCUUGCCAGAAUCAUCCCCUCAGCUCCUACGAAAUCAUGUUUGCUGCUCUCUUUGCCAUACUAAUGGUGAUCUGUGUAGGAUUAAUUGCAAUAUCCUGGAUCACGAUCGAAGAAUCAGGACAAGAUGAAGAAUUGGGGAAAAGUCAUCAAACAAAAGGGACAUUUAAAAUAACAUCUGGAGCUACAUAUAAUCCUAAUUUGCAAGAUGAACUCUCAGUGGAUUUCAAAGUCCUUGCUUUUGACCUUCAGCAAAUGAUAGACGAUAUCUUUCAAUCAAGCAAUCUGAAGGAUCAGUAUAAAAGCUCUAGAGUUUUACGAUUUGAAAAUGGCAGCAUUAUAGUCCUAUUUGACCUUUUUUUUGUUCAGCAAGUAUCAGAUGAAAAUGUAAAAGAAGAACUGAUUCAAGGCAUUGAAGCAAAUAAAUCCAGCCAACUGGUCACUUUCCAUAUUGAUUUGAACAGCAUUGAUAUCACAGAAUCUUCGGGGAACUUCCCUACUAUAAUCCCUACAACAACUUCAGUUAAGUUGACAACCAGCCAUCCACCAGCAACUCCAGGAAAUGUCUCUAUCGAGUGCCCAGCUGGUUCAAGGCCUUGUGGUGCUGAUGUUCCAAAGUGUAUAGCCAUCAACUUAUUCUGUGAUGGAGAGAUAAACUGCCCAGAUGGUGCUGAUGAAGAUAAGGAACUCUGUGCCACAUCUUGUGAUGGCAGAUUUUUGCUGACUGGAUCUUCAGGGUCUUUCCAGGCUGUGCAUUACCCACCACUAGCUACAUCAUCAAGUAUCGUUUGCCAGUGGAUCAUACGUGUAAAGCAAGGACUUUCCAUUCAACUGAGCUUUGACUCUUUUAAUACAUAUUAUUCAGAUGUGUUAAAUAUUUAUGAAGGAGUAGGACCAAGCAAAAUUCUAAGAGCUUCACUAUGGGAAACUGAUCCUGGUGUAAUUAGAAUAUUUUCCAACCACGUUACUGCUACCUUUGUUAUACAAUCUGAUGAAAAUGACUAUAUUGGCUUUAGUGCAACAUAUACUACAUUUAACAGCAGUGAACUUAAUAAUUAUGAGAAGAUUAAUUGUCAUUUUGAGGAUGGCUUUUGUUACUGGAUCCAGGAUCUAAAUGAUGAUAAUGAAUGGGAAAGGAUUCAGGGAGGCACUUUUCCUCCUACUACUGGUCCAAAUUUCGACCACACUUUUGGCAAUAAUUCAGGAUUUUAUAUUUCGACACCAACUUUUCAAGGAGGGAGAAGAGAACGAGUUGGACUUUUAAGCCUCCCCUUGAAGCCUGCUUUGGAACCAGUCUGCCUUAGUUUCUGGUAUUUUAUGUAUGGUGUAAAUGUGUAUAGAUUAAGCAUUAAUAUCACCAGUGGCAAAAACCUGGAGAAGACCAUUUUCCAAAAAGAGGGGAAUUAUGGUGAAAACUGGAAUUAUGGACAAGUAACAUUAAAUGAAACAGUAGAAUUUAAGGUUGCUUUUAAUGCUAUUAAAAAUCCAUUUCUGAGUGAUAUAGCUUUGGAUGACAUUAACCUAACAUAUGGGAUAUGCAAUGAGAGUCUUCAUCCAGAACCAACUUUGGUCCCAACUUCUCCACCAGAGCUCCCUACGGACUGUGGAGGACCUUUUGAACUGUGGGAACCAAACACAACAUUCAGUUCUCCAAACUUUCCAAACAACUAUCCUAAUCAGGCUUUCUGUGUCUGGAAUUUAAAUGCACAAAAAGGAAAGAACAUACAAGUCCAUUUUCAAGAGUUUGACUUAGAAAAUGUGGUAGAUGUAGUUGAAAUCAGAGAUGGUGGAGAAGAUGAGUCUUCGCUCCUAGCCGUGUAUACAGGGCCAGGGCCAGUGAAGGAUGUGUUCUCCACUUCAAAUAAGAUGGCUAUCUUGUUCAUCACUGACAACAGUUUGACCAGAAAAGGAUUUAAAGCAAACUUCACUACAGGGUAUCAUUUGGGGAUGCCAGAGCCGUGCAAAGAUGACACUUUUCAGUGUGAAAAUGGAGAAUGUGUUCCACUUGUGAACCUCUGUGAUGGUCAGCCACAUUGUAAGGAUGGCUCAGAUGAAGCACAUUGUGUGCAUCUUUCCAAUGGCACAAUGAGCAACAAUGGGCUGGUGCAGUUCAGAAUCCAGGCCAAAUGGCAUGUAGCCUGUGCUGAGAACUGGACCACAGAAAUUUCAAAUGAUGUUUGUCACCUUCUGGGACUGGGGAGUGGAAAUUCAUCAAUGCCUAUAUUCUCUACCAGAGGUGGACCAUUUGUAAAAUUAAGCAAAGCACCUAAUAGCAGUUUAAUACUAACUCCCAGUCAACAGUGCUUUCAAGAUUCGUUGAUUUACUUGCAGUGUAAUCAUAAAUCAUGUGGUAGAAAGCUGGUGACUCCAGAAGUCAGCCCAAAAGUCGUUGGAGGAAGCAACGCAGAAGCGGGAGCCUGGCCAUGGCUCGCUGCUCUGUAUUACAGAGGCCAGCUUGUCUGCGGCGCGUCUCUUGUAAGCAGAGAAUGGUUGGUGUCUGCCGCACACUGCGUAUAUGGGAGAAAUGUAGAUCCAUCACGGUGGACAGCAUUCCUAGGCCUGCAUAUGAAAUCAAAUCUGACUUCUCCUCAUAUAGUAACCCGGUUGAUAGAUCAAAUUGUCAUAAACCCUCAUUACAAUAAACGGACAAAGAACAAUGAUAUUGCCAUGAUGCAUCUUGAAUUUAAGGUGAAUUACACAGAUUAUAUACAACCUAUUUGUUUACCAGAAGAAAAUCAAGUUUUUCUUCCAGGAAGGAAUUGUUCUAUUGCUGGCUGGGGAACAGUUGUACAUCAAGGUCCAACUGCAAACAUAUUGCAAGAAGCUAAUGUUCCUCUUCUAUCAAAUGAGAAAUGCCAGCAACAGAUGCCGGAAUAUAACAUUACGGAAAAUAUGAUAUGCGCAGGCUAUGAGGAAGGAGGAAUUGAUUCUUGUCAGGGAGAUUCGGGAGGACCUUUAAUGUGCCAAGAUGACAACAGCUGGGUGCUUGCUGGUGUGACCUCAUUUGGGUACCAGUGUGCCAGGCCUCAUCGCCCAGGGGUCUACACCCGGGUCCCAGGCUUCACCGAAUGGAUACAGAGUUUCCUACACUAA
Messenger RNA from Dipodomys spectabilis (banner-tailed kangaroo rat), 3111 nucleotides. It is a transcript of the gene Tmprss15, whose product is annotated as transmembrane serine protease 15. Gene Ontology annotation, biological process: proteolysis. The coding region runs from base 1 to 3111 and encodes 1036 amino acids. Lineage: Eukaryota; Metazoa; Chordata; Mammalia; Rodentia; Heteromyidae. The record is from RefSeq and is a predicted model, not a curated record. The transcript is spliced from 26 exons. Gene Ontology annotation, cellular component: membrane. Gene Ontology annotation, molecular function: serine-type endopeptidase activity; protein binding.